This is a messenger RNA of Siniperca chuatsi (mandarin fish), 3758 nucleotides long. RefSeq names its product SLAIN motif family, member 2 (gene slain2). Gene Ontology annotation, biological process: microtubule nucleation; cytoplasmic microtubule organization; positive regulation of microtubule polymerization. NCBI's taxonomy places the organism in Eukaryota, Metazoa, Chordata, Actinopteri, Centrarchiformes, Sinipercidae. The record is from RefSeq and is a predicted model, not a curated record. The coding region runs from base 232 to 2235 and encodes 667 amino acids. The transcript has 10 exons. Gene Ontology annotation, cellular component: microtubule plus-end.
GUCUUUCACAGUUGGUGACGAGUAUUAUGAAAAUGGCCUCGACCCUGCCCGUGAGCACGGUUAACUGGAGAAGAUGACGAUGUUGAGCUUUUUAAGUCAGUUGCACACCGAGGUGUCCUCUUUGAACACGUAGAUAGUAGUGAAGUAAACAAAAACAAAGAGACUGUCAGCAGAGAAGCGACUAAAAAUAUCACAGACCACUGCAUAUUUUCGUAGGACUGAGGAGCCACUAUGGAGGAUAUCAACUCAAAUAUCAACGCGGACUUGGAGGUGCGGAAGCUCCAGGACUUGGUUAAGAAACUCGAACAGCAAAAUGAACAGCUUCGGAGUCGGUCUACGAUGUUGUCCUCGUCCGGAGCGAUGUCAGGGAACCACAGACCCCUCAGCGAAGGAUACGACUCGUCGUCCCUGUCAGCGGGGAUGGCAGCCGGUCUGGCCGGCUUCCCUGGGGUGGGGUUCGUCGGAACGGGCGGCUACGGUGGGCUGUUGGAGAAUAACCGCUGUUUGAGCCCCAGACUGUCUUAUGACGGAAUCAGUUUCAGGAGGGCGUAUGAAUAUGAGGGGGCAUCGGGUGCCGCCUCUGUGUCGAGUAUGAACUCACUUUAUUCAGACACCACUGGGGCUUUUACAGAUGAAGGAGAAACAUCAAUCCUAGACGAAGUGGAAAUCUUAGAUCUCGAAGACAUGGAUUGUCUACACGAAGACGAGGACAGCUGGUUAUAUGAGGCGAAACUGAACAGUCCCCUGCAGAAAACCUUGAGUCCUAUUGUGUGGUGCCGCAAAGCUCUUGACAACCCCAGUCCUGAGAUGGAAUCAGCCAAGCGCUCCCUCAUUCACAGACUGGACCUCACCCUGUCAGUUCUGUUCUGUGAUUCUACAGCCAACAAGCGCAGGAGCCUGUAUGGAAGCCCCUACAACCAGCAGGCUUAUGGAAGUCCGUAUAGCACAAACGCAGCCAACAGUCCUUACAGCAGUGGCUUCAACUCCCCCUCCUCAACCCCCAGCAGAGUGCCCAUUGUCAGACAGCAACUAAUGCCUGGGAAUGCAGUUCACCAGCGAAACGCAGCAGCAGAGAGGAAUCCUCCAGCAGUGAGCCCACAGUCAUCAGUGGACAGCGAGCUGAGCACCUCAGAGAUGGAUGAGGACUCAGUGGGCUCCUCAACUACCUACAAACUCAAUGAUGUCACUGAUGUCCAGAUACUGGCACGCAUGCAGGAAGAGAGUUUGAGACAAGAUUAUGCUGCAACAGCAUCCAGGCGGAGCUCAGGUUCGUCCUGCCACUCAUUGCGGCGCAGCACCUUCAGCGACCAGGAGUUAGAUGCACACAGUCUGGAGGACGAAGAGGAGGCGCUGCACCCGGCCUUCCACCUGCCCUCCAACCGCUUCAGCCCCUCCCCUCGGCACUCUCCCCGCGCCUCCCCCAGGAAUUCGCCCCGCUCUCGCUCCCCUGCCCGCUCUAUUGACUACAGCCGCGGCUCGCCUCAGCCCGUCAUCAGCCGCCUGCAACAGCCUCGCCACUCGCUGCAGGGCCACGGGCACGACCUGCAGACCAACGUGGUGAAGAACGAAGAAAAGCUGCGUCGUAGUCUUCCCAACCUCACACGCUCUUCGGCGGCGGCGGCCCAGGGCCCAGAGCCCGUCAAGAACAGCCGCAGCUGCGAGUCCAACCUGCAAGUGCCAAAUGGUGGCUCUCCUCGACAUCAGAACCAGUCUGCUACAGCAGCUCAGCUCCCGAGAUACUCGACCCCUUCUCGCUCCUCCCCGAAACCCAAACAGCACCUCCAAAGUCCAACUGCGCUGCGAGUCCCACUCUCCUGUUGCUUUGGAGAAGAAAGUGAUUUCAUCCCCUCUCCCAGUAAGCUGCGAACUCCAGCCACCCCGUCCCCACUGGCCUUGAGGCAGCCGGUAAAGGCCACAUCCAACCCCAGUUCUGCCACCUCCACGCCCACCCGCUCCCUGGCUCCUCCACGCAGCGGUCUGCCCCGCCCCAGUGCUUCUUCAGGAGGGGGGAUCCCUCUGCCUCGCAGCAAACUGGCUCAACCUGUGCGCAGUUUUGUCCUCAUCUUCUUCUCAGAUCUCUUCCUGCUCCUCGGACCUACAGCGGCGCAGGUGACAACUGGAGGGAAGGUUGUUACUGAAAUGGGUCAGCAGGGGGCUCUCCAAUCAAACUAUCAACACAAGGAGGCAGACAUUACAACAAUGGCACUUUAUCUACCUAGAUACCUUUUACAGUGAAGAGAGAGAAAGAGACUAUGUCCCAAAAAUAUAUAGAAUUUAAAAGGAGAGGAUAGUGUCCACAUCGCAUCAAAGAGGACCUCCCAUCAUGUUUCUCUGUGGGGUCUGGCUCUGGAGGGGUCAGGCAUGUAGUGCAGACAGCCCGGAAAAUGCCAAAGAAACCAGCCCGACUCCAGCUCCGCCAACAGAGGACACAUCACCUGCCUUGGUUUGACUGCAGUCAUCUGUCAGACAGUCCAUCACUUCAUUGCCCAGCUUUCCUCCCACUCCUCUCCCCUGUUCUUUUUUCACCUCCCUCAGGUUGAAAUGUUUCCACACAUUUCUCUCUUUAUGCUCUGUGUUUAACAGAUGUUGGUGAGCGAUCUCUAUGAUGAUGCUGUGCAGGUGAAAUGUCCCGUAAUGUUAGAGAAUUGUCUUGCAACAGUGGAAGCACCUCUGUGUGGGUAUGACAUUUAAGAAUCUUUCCUCUUGUAAAAUCAGCCAGAAUGUAUGCACAAGUUUGUUUUGGAAAUUAUUUAUUCAAAUUAUUUAAGAAAUGUAUGUCCAAACAUCCAUAUCAGUAUUUUGUUUUUAAGAUUUCAAUAGUUUAAAAUGUACAUUUUGAACCUCAACUGCAAGCUAACUCUCCAAAGCCUUUUUUUGUUUGUGUCAAAUCAGGACUUGUGAGAAACCCGGGUGAUUAAUGACCCCUCGGCCAAAGCCUCAGUUCUGAUUUGUACUACAGUUUGCCAAGAUUAUACUUUUCCAUUUAAGUGCUGAGAUUGGACAGUUUAAGAACAGCUUGACAUUAGGUUUGAGUUAUAUCUGAUGUCUGAAACAAACUAUCUAUUAAGAAAGAAACUCCCAAAGCUCAAAACCAGAUUUUGUCCCCAUUCAGCCAAUGAAACCAAGAAAACAUUGCUGUGGUUCAUUUAAUUCCCAUAACUUCUGUCAGUGUAUAUCAUUCAUGCCAUGAAAAAAAAUGGAAAAAUGUCUUGAAUAUGAUGACAAGACGUAUAAGUUUUGCUGGCUUUUACCUCUUGUGCUAUGAAAAUGAACUGAAAGGUGUGCCAGUGUUAGGGAAGCUGUUCUGGUAAUUGGUGUGGUGGGUGUUAUGAAACUAGUGCCUAUAAUUUAAAGUUUCACUUGAGUUUGAACAUCAUGUUUUGUUUGUUCGUUUAUCAUUUUGUGCCAAUUCUGGUUUUGCCAAUAUCAUUUGCAAUUUUGCAUCUCUGCUUGCUUGAUUUGCUUGCCUGUUUUUUUUUGUAAUUAAAUCAAAUACAUUUAUAAUUGCUUUUAAAAACAUGUUUAAAAUGCGCCUUCAUAUUUAUAACUAAUUACUCCUUCUGUAAAUGAAACUAUUUAUUAAAGAGAGAGGUGCCUCUGUUAAAGCUGAUUCAGUGGGAAGCUAGAACAAUGUUGCAAAAAGACAUGCCACACCUUUUGUGUGAAAGUUUUUGUUAAUGAACUUUUUUUUAUAUCCACAAACAUGACAUUCAGUUUCCCUGUGUAAAUUCACAUUUCAAAUAAAAGCUGAAAACAUG